Bombus huntii is the source of this 3426-nucleotide messenger RNA. RefSeq names its product major facilitator superfamily domain-containing protein 8 (gene Cln7). Gene Ontology annotation, biological process: transmembrane transport. Gene Ontology annotation, molecular function: transmembrane transporter activity. The coding region runs from base 1113 to 2630 and encodes 505 amino acids. Gene Ontology annotation, cellular component: lysosomal membrane. The record is from RefSeq and is a predicted model, not a curated record. Lineage: Eukaryota; Metazoa; Arthropoda; Insecta; Hymenoptera; Apidae. The transcript is spliced from 10 exons.
UACUGAAAUAAAAGAAAAAUAGAAAUUAACUAUUUCUUUUUAAAAAAUAACCUAUUUGAGAUAUAAUCUAAAAAGUUAUUUGUCAUAAAAGUCACGAGAUAGAUGUCAAAUUGUUAGAAACUUCUCAUGAUGUAUAAUCUAAUUCAAUAAAUAAUUUUAAUUAUCCAAUCAUCAAUUUUUCUAUUGUAAAAUGAUAAAGCAUCUAACGUAGAUACUUAUAACGCAGGACUAAUGCAAUAAGACUACAAAAUACAUAUUUGCAUAACACAUACAUACAAAUAUAGGUACAUAUUUACAAGAUGAAGAUGAAAUAUUAUACAGCAAAGAAUGUAGCACUUAUGUAGCAAUAUAAAUUUAUAUAUAUAUACUAUAUGUUCAUAUAUGUAUACAUGUAUUAAAUGAGACAAUCAGCUGUUAUAUUAGUAGGUUUGAAACACGUGUUCUUUUUGUCUUCGACAGAUAUCAUUAAAUGUAAUUGAACAAAGAAGAGAGACAUGUGGAUAUGUCACGAGUUAACUAUCCAUUUUUAGAGAUAUAUGUGUGGAAUUGAAGCAAAGGUUGAUAGUUAGAAAGUAGUCGCUUCGAAACGUGAUUAGUGAUUAAUAUUCAUAUGUAAAUGAAAAGCGUAUGCUCCACAAUCCAUGAUAAUAAGUGAAUCAAUUGAGCGUUCGUUUGCAUUCGUCUAUACAUUAAUCUAACUUGUUGUAGCAGUACAUUGUUUGGUAUAUGAGAGAGGACAUGAAUAAAUUCAACAAACACUUGCGAUGACGUAGGACAAACUUUUUUUGAGCCUACAGUGAUGAAUUUAGCCUGUUUGUAAUAUUCUCAAGUGACAUGCGUGUGCGCAAAUUUUUAAAAGGAAGUAGCACGCGCAAAAUCCUGUGUUCUACUAUCUUUUAUUUUUGAUAUAUCGAAAAUGUUCAUUUAAAAUCCGAUAAUAAAAGCAUAAUUUAGUAGUUCAGUUAUUCAUUAAAUAGAGUUUGUAACAUUAUUAUUGAAGUCAGCUAACGUUAAAAAGAUUGUGAGAAAUUAAUAUUUAUAUUUAUACUAAAUUUAUAAUUGUAAAAAGAGAGUGUACUUCAUUGUUUUAUGCAAAUUUUAUUUGACUUUUAAUGGAGUGGUGUAGGAAAUUACUUCACAAAAGAAAUAUUAUUCCUGUGGAUGAUGAGUUGGAAACUGUUGAUGAAAGAAAAGAGCGAUGGAGAAGCAUCUAUGCAAUUUAUUUUACUAUGUUUCUUAUGUCGCUUGGAUUCAGUAUUAUACUCACAGGAGUAUGGCCAUAUCUUGAUAAAUUGGAUAAAGAUGCUGGUAAAGAGUUCAUGGGAUAUGUAGUUGCAGCAAAUCCUUUGGGACAAAUGUUAUUCUCUCCUUUAGUAGGAUGGUGGGGAGAUAGAAGGGGAUCUAUAAGACUUCCACUUUUAUCAACAUUAGCUCUAUUUACAUUUGCAUCAGGAUUAUAUAGUGUCCUUGAGAUUGUACCAGCUAAUAUCGCAGUAGCUCGAUCUUAUCUCUCAGCAGCUACAAAAUUUGUAGAAAGAACACAUGCUGUUUCAAUGGUGUCUCUAGCUCAGGUGUUAGGAUUUGUAGUAGGUCCUGGUUUGCAAGCUGCAGUUACACCUCUUGGAGAAAAGGGCGUAUAUUUUAUAAAUGUACCUAUUAAUAUGUAUACUAUGACUGGUUGGAUAAAUGUUAUAAUGGGAAUCCUUAAUUUUGCUUUAUUCCUUCCAUGGAAUUUCACAGAACAUCGAAUUGCUAUUCGCGAGGCAAUGAGAAAUGAAGGAAAACAAACUGAAGAAGAAACCCUGAAGUCUAUAAAACCAGACAUUCUGGCAGCAGUGACAUUAAUAUGUGCUUUUUUUGUUUUAGUAUUUAAUUUUGUCCUCCUUGAAACACUUGGUACUUCUUUAACUAUGGAUCAAUUUGCAUGGUCGAAAACGGAAUCUCUAUAUUAUAUGGGUCUACUAAUGAGUAUUGGGGCUAUUAUGUCAUGUAUCACAUUUGUUAUGAUCGAACCUUUAUGCAAAAGAUUUAAUGAACGUAAGGUAAUGUUGUGGGGUGGAUUUUUGUUUAUGGUAAUAGGAAGAAUUUUAUAUAUUCCAUGGGGGCCAGACCCUCCGAAAAUUGCUGAUUACGGACCAUUUAACAACAUUACAAAAGAUGCCGAUGGUAUAGACAUCGUAGGAUGUCCACAUACUCAAGAAUGGUGUACCUAUACACCGCAACUUACCGUCACACAGUUUUUCAUUGGGUACGGAUUCACUACUAUAGGAUAUCCAUUAGGUGUCACUUUAAUACAAACUAUCUUCAGUAAAGUAUUAGGACCUCGUCCUCAAGGAGUUUGGAUGGGAUUUAUGACAGGUGCUGGAUGUGCUUCUCGUGUGUUAGGUCCAAUAUUUGUUAGUGUAAUUUAUACUCGUUUUGGAACAUAUCAUACGUUUGGUGUUACUGGUUUAACAUUGAUAAUAUGUAUGAUAUGGUUACAAAUUGUAAACGAACGGUUGGUUCCGCCAAAAGUAAUAAUUCCAUCAAAAGACGCGGAAAUUCCAUUAGUUCACUUCAAAUCUAAUGAUGCUCAAGGAUCAAAUGAUUCACAUAAAAAUAACAAAAAUGAGGGAUGUGAUAAAGUGUAGUGAGUACUACACUCUAAGUUCGAUUUUAUUUUUUUCGAGCUUAUAUACAUAACAUAUGGCUGCCAUUAAGAGUUUAAUAUAAAUGCAAUUAUGAUAUUACGAAAUGCAAGUAUAUUUUUUAUGGAUAUUUACAGGUUUUUUAAAAUACAUAUUUUAUAUACAUAAAUAUGUAGGUAACAAUGAAAGAAUAUAACCAGGGUCGUGUAAUUUUUAGAAUAAUAUAAUGUAAGUAAUGAACUUGUUCAGUUUUAGACUCAAUCUUAUAAAGUAAAAUUACAAAAUGAAAAUGAUAUAUAAUACAAUAUGAUAAAAAAAAAAAAAGAAUUCUACAACACUUAUUACGAUUUUAUGAUAUGAUUCAAUACAUGAAAAUUAUACAAGUAUACACACGCAAGUAUAUUUUUUAUGGAAAAAUUUGUUUAAAAACAUUGUGUAUAGUUUUUAAAUUUAUAUGAAUAUACCUAUCAUAAUAACAUAGAAAGACUGAUAUUUAGCUCAAUUUAUAUAAAAAUAAGAGUGCAAUUAAAUUUAACAGUUACAAAUGUUUUUCACAGAAUAAUCUGGAUUUGUAAGUACUUACCAUAAAUAAUUGAAUGAUGUUUUGUACUACAGUUGAAUAAACUCAGUGAGUAUUAUGAAUGAAAAAAGUUGGAUAAGGUUACAAAUUAAAAAAAAAUUAUAAAUUUUUGCAUUAAAAUAAUUGUAGUUAGUGAAGUACGUUUUACUAAAAUGUAUAUAUAUUUGCUAAAAUAAUUAUAUAAAACGACGUGUGCAAUAAAGGAUGCGCCUAAAGCAA